AUGCCCUCAACAACCCCCCUUACCUCCUGCCCUGUAGUGGCCAUCGCCGGUGCAACCGGCCACUUGGGCAAAUACGUCCUCUCAGCCUUUCUCUCCGCCCCCUUCCACAGCUACUUCUCGGAGAUCAUCGUCCUCUCCCGGGACAAGAACCCCACUCUCCCCAAGCAAUAUGAUGACCGUGGCGCAACGCUGACCAUCCGCACCUACGACGAGACCAACCUCCCCGCCGCCCUAGACGGCGUCAACAUCCUCGUCAACACGAUCGGCGCCUCGGGCCACGCCUUCAAGGAGAAGCUCCUGCGCGCCCUCCCCCAGACAGGCGUCCAGGUGUACUUCCCGUCGGAGUUCGGGGUGGAUCACUACGUGCACGAUUUCCCGCACGGGGAGUGGGGCCAGAAGAAGCGGCACUAUGCGCUGGCGCAGGAGCUGGUGCCGCAGGUGAAGGUCUGCCGGGUGUUCUGUGGCUUGUUUCUGGAGGAUAGUAUCGGGCCGUGGUUUGGGUUUGAUACCCGGAAUGGGCGGUAUGAGAGUGUGGGCUCGUCGAAGAUGCCGAUCUCGUUUACCGGGUGCGAGGACGUGGGGAGGGCGGUGGCGUCGUUGGCGGCGAUGCCGGUGAUGGCGAUCCCGGAAGUGGUGCAUGUGGGUGGUGAUUCGAAGAGUAUUGCGGAUAUUGCGAAGAUCAUGGAAGAGGCAGGGGCGGGUGAGAUUGCUGUGACUGAGAUCGAUCUGGUGGAGUAUAAAAGGGAGAAGACGGCGGAGGUCUCGAAUAAGCCGGCGGCGUACUUGCGCUUCCUGAUGGGGGAGAAUAAGAUCAAUCAAACUCCGUCAGGGCUGGGGAAUGAUAAUGAAUUGGUCAACCAUGAAGAGAAGACGUGGAAGUGGAAGACGAUGAAGGAUUUGGCUCAGGCAACGGAAGGACGGCCGUGGAAGGACUUCCCGUGGCCGCCCAAAUAG
Messenger RNA from Aspergillus clavatus NRRL 1, 954 nucleotides. Its product is annotated as isoflavone reductase family protein. NCBI's taxonomy places the organism in Eukaryota, Fungi, Ascomycota, Eurotiomycetes, Eurotiales, Aspergillaceae. The coding region runs from base 1 to 954 and encodes 317 amino acids. The record is from RefSeq and is a predicted model, not a curated record. Gene Ontology annotation, molecular function: oxidoreductase activity. The transcript has a single exon.